UGACAGUUCUGAAAUGUGACAACCAAAACGUAAACAAUCUUUUGUUGGAAAAUAUUUUUUUAACUUUCUCAGAUCAUAAGUUUAAUAAUAAUGUCUAGUUUUCACAAAAUAAGUGAAACUCAGACAAGUGUUAGUGGGACGAAACUUAAAAAUAAUUCAAUUUACGUAUCGUCUGGGAUACCCUCGCUAGAUCAUAUCGUGGGUGGAGGUUUGCCUUCCGGAGCUAUUUUUGUCGUCGAGGAAGAUGUCUUAGGAAAUUAUAGCAGAAUUCUCAAUAAAUACUUCCUUUCUGAAGGAAUAAUAUGCAAACAUGCACUUUUUAUUGCAUCAGCUGAUGAAGACCCACAUGAAAUUGUUAAAGAACUACCUAAGCCAUGUGCACAACCCCUUGAAGAUGAUAUAAUUGACACCACUGAGAGGACUGACAAAAUGAAAAUUGCUUGGAGAUAUGAAGCUCUCAACCAAGUAGAGUCUUCCUUUGGCAGUACCACAAAUUUUGGCCACCAUUUUGAUUUGAGCAAGCAUAUUGAAGAGGAUAUUGUUAAAAGCAGCCAAAUUUCAUAUAACUAUCUAGAAAACAGUGAACAAAAUGUAAAUGGUUUCAGAAAUGGGCUUUACUUCAAGCUGUUGCAGAACAUAAAAGAAGCAAUUAAAGAUUAUAAAAGCAAUGGCAAAGCUGAUAAAAAUAUACUGAGAAUUAGCAUUCAGUCUUUGGGGUCUCCUAUCUGGAUGGCUAUGGACUGUGAGGAAGACUCCCAUGAACGUUAUGGAAAAGAUCUGAUCAAGUUCAUGUACUGUCUUAGAGUACUACUCAGGGACACAAGUGCUGUCGCAUUUCUCACUAUUCCAUCACAUUUGUUUGAUGAUGAUCACCUCAUGAAAAGGCUUUUAUAUUCAAUUGACAAUGCAGUAAAAAUUGAAUCAUUCACUGGAUCAAGCAAAGAAACAAAUCCGGUUUAUAAAGACUAUCAUGGACUUUUCCACAUAACAAAACUAAGUGCAAUAUAUUCCAUGGUGCCUUAUGUGCCUCCAAGCCUGGAUCUUGCUUUCAAACUAAAGAGGAAGAAGUUCUUAAUUGAAAAACUGCAUUUACCACCAGAACUUGAAGAAACAAGUGAGAGGGAGCAAGAUGAUAUUACUGCAACACCAUACACUUGUGGAGGAUUCAAGAAAAAAGACAUAGAUUUCUAAGUGUUAUGUAUAGUAAAAAUAAGUAUAACAUCAAUUGUUAUGAAUUUUAAAAUAUAUUGCCUAUUUUCAGAGCUUUAUAUUUUAUUCUACCAUAAAAGUUUUACCGGCGCUCCAAAGUUAACGAUGCGGGCUCUCGCAUUCACACAUAUUUGCGUUGGAGUAACUGAAGCCUUAAUUAUUAGUCACCCCACCUGCUCAGCGGAGCGCAUCUCCCUAAAACCGGCGAAUCUAUUCACGUUUGUUGUUUAUUCACAUGCUCGCGACGCCGCUGUGAUGCCAUCGUAGUGGCUUUUUGUAAUUUCUACAUUUCUUUUACAAAUACUUUUUAUAAUAACCUAAUUAGAAUCUAAAAUGAAGUGCAAAAAAGUUUCUAGCGCUAAAGUUCUGUUUGGAUUCUUCAACACAUUGUUUUUCGUAAGUUUAUUUCUUUAUUUUCAUACGUAAUAGUAUUUAUAGUGUAAUAUUCCAUCUUCGGAAUCAUUUCAUUAUGUCAUUGAUCGUGCAUGGUCAUGACUUGGUGUAAAAGGAGUUUAAUUAUUAAGAUGACUAUUAUACUUAUAGAGACUAAGUAGUAACAUUAAAAUAUUGUAAGUAAUUUCAUUUACCUGAUUAAUAACACUCUGAAACUGUUAGUAAUAGUCUGAUCUGAAUGUUCCCAGACCAAUUGUAAAGAUUCUUUUGUGUAACAAGUUUUAAAGGUUACCGCGACACAAGCUUCGCUUAGUGCGGUAUCCGCUAGAUAUAAGGACUUUAUGUAUUUGGUUUUACUGGCAAUAAACGUUUUAUUUAUUUUU
Ostrinia furnacalis (Asian corn borer) is the source of this 1985-nucleotide messenger RNA. RefSeq names its product Elongator complex protein 4 (gene Elp4). The coding region runs from base 91 to 1191 and encodes 366 amino acids. Gene Ontology annotation, cellular component: elongator holoenzyme complex; cytoplasm; transcription elongation factor complex. Gene Ontology annotation, biological process: tRNA wobble uridine modification. The transcript is spliced from 7 exons. The record is from RefSeq and is a predicted model, not a curated record. Lineage: Eukaryota; Metazoa; Arthropoda; Insecta; Lepidoptera; Crambidae.